Pestalotiopsis fici W106-1 is the source of this 1563-nucleotide messenger RNA. RefSeq lists its product as uncharacterized. The transcript has 2 exons. The coding region runs from base 1 to 1563 and encodes 520 amino acids. Gene Ontology annotation, cellular component: precatalytic spliceosome. Gene Ontology annotation, molecular function: nucleic acid binding. NCBI's taxonomy places the organism in Eukaryota, Fungi, Ascomycota, Sordariomycetes, Amphisphaeriales, Sporocadaceae. Gene Ontology annotation, biological process: mRNA cis splicing, via spliceosome. The record is from RefSeq and is a predicted model, not a curated record.
AUGUCAGGACCACCGCCUCCCAAACCCGGAGGCGGGUUGUCCCUCUACGCGGAUCUUCUUGACCCGCCAGGCGACUCUACAGCUUCCAUAUCGCGAGGACCCCAGCUCUCACAACAAGCGCUUGACGCCUUGAAGGAGCAAGAAGAUGGAGCUGCAGCGGGAGCAGCAAAGAAGGCAGACGCUUCGUUGCGCUUCCAGCCCAUCCCAAAUAUACGCCGGCCGCAGCAAAAGACACAAAAGCCCAAAGCAGGCUUCCCCAAGGCCGCUGCUGUUGUGCCCGGAUCAGGCAUUGGGAACCCAGCUGCAGCAGCGACGGGAGCUCCGGCUCCUCCUCUCGUCAAGAGUACGCUGGCAGAUUGGACCAACACGGAAGAGGACGACUUCAUGUUCGACGACAGACGGCCGCGCAACAAGAAGAAAAAGAAGAAGCACAACGCGCCGGUUGAGACGGACUGGAACGAGAUCUACGAUCCCUCGCGGCCUACAAAUGUCGAUGAGUAUCUGCGCAGCGACGAGCGCAUACUGGAGGUUAGGGAAUGGAAAGCGCUACUCUACAGGCAUAGACGGCCAGCCGAUCGGAAGAGGCAGUCAAGCUGGGACAGUGAAGAGGACGAAGAACAGCAUCGUCCUAUGGGCAACCAGUUCGCGCCACCAUCUGCAUACUCCUUCGCACCUCCGCCGCCCUCGCCGCCAAGGGCAGCACCGGCUCCCUUGCCAGACGACAAGACGGGAGACGAUGCGUAUGCUCGACGACUAGCCCUGUCGCAAGGCAUACCACCGCCUCCGCCACCGCCUACUGAGCCGAGUCAUACCGGGUCAGAAGUACAGUCUCCAGUACCCCCUCCACCGCCGCCAGAACCGGACAAUGCAACCAUCUCCCGCGCGCCAGUCCGCUAUUCUCAGCCAGAACCGACGGAGACGAUGGCCAUGGACGAUGACGUGCCCGAAAAUCAAGCAGAAAACGAGGAAGAGGACGAGGACGAGGACGCUCCACGGUCGAAUCGGCCAGGGCAAAAGGGCUUUGCUGCCCGGCUCAUGUCCAAGUAUGGCUGGUCCAAAGGCCAAGGACUGGGCGCCGAGGGUACCGGUAUCCUCGCCCCAUUACGCGUGCAAGUUGAGAAGCGCAAAAAGAACGAGAAUGGCGGUUGGGCGGAACCAGGCGGACGAGGCAAGAUCAUACAGCCAAAAGCAAACCCGAACAAUAAUAACACAGCCUCGUCUACAUUGGAAUCGUCGUCAGCAGGUCAGGGUGGAAAGUUUGGCGCCAUGUCCAACGUCAUUGUCCUCCGGCACAUGCUGGAUAAUAUUGAGGAUGCACAGCAGGAGAUGGAGGAUGGUCUCGGCCAAGAAAUCGGCGAGGAGUGCGGCGAUAAAUAUGGUCGCGUCGAGAGGAUCUACAUUGACACGGCCCCCCAAGGCUCCAAGAGCGUCUACAUCAAAUUCGUGGACACGGUGAGCGCCUUGCGGGCUGUCAACGCGCUGGAUGGUCGUGUGUUUGCGGGAAGCAGUAUUGAGCCGCGGUUCUACGAUCUCGAGACCUUCGAGAAGGGUGUGUACGAAUAA